Molecule: messenger RNA, 18376 nt
Organism: Pocillopora meandrina
Lineage: Eukaryota; Metazoa; Cnidaria; Anthozoa; Scleractinia; Pocilloporidae
Source: the annotation of a GenBank genome assembly
GUCUUCCCAAACAUGGCGGACGAAGCAUGUCUCUUCCUGCAUCACCUCACUAGACUUAAUUUUUGUUAGAAGCCUUUUUCCUUAACGUGGAUUCUAGCUGAAGCUGGUGGUAUGGCAAACCUUUACCUUGAAUUUGAUGAGGACGCUGGGAACAACACUCAUAUUAUACCGAAAUGUUACGACGUAAAAGAUGUAAACGCAAAUUCCUCACAGAGGCAGUUGUUGAUAAAUUACAUGGCAAAAGAUGGAGGAAUUCCCGUCAAUUUUGGGUUGAAUAUCUUAGGAUGGAUGGUAAGCGUCGUGUCUGAUCUCUAUGCUGUGCUUUAUUGUCUUAAUUUUUUGCCUUGCUGUACAUUCUAUUACUUUUAUUAAAACUAUCCGGUCUGAUGAAAAUGAAAAUGAAAAACGAAAGCAUGUAAAUGUAGUCGCUCAUAUUGACAGUUUCGUUAGAUCAGAUUGGAGGUCGUUGUAUCGAUGCCCGAUUCUGAGUAAUUUCACCGAAUGGUAGUCUGAAAAGCUCUCUUGUAUUUUUAGUUUUAUUUGAAAGUAUUUAUUCUGAGAUUUGUUUGUGUGCGAGACAACAUUUUUCGACCUUUCGACCGGGCAGCCGCGCGUAGGAUUUAAUAACAAAAAAACAAUCACUUUCUCUGUUCCCGAACACCUUGCAAAUACUGCAACUUUAGGGAAGCAGAAAAUUAUUUCAAACUUCUUUCCGAUGGAGAUAGAUGAUCAUUCUGCAGCAGAAAGUUGACAAAUUAUAUUAUGGGCAUGGUGAUUUGUAAGUCCUACAUUUGUUUUCAACCUGCUCGUCUCUCUACUUGAUGCACUAUUGCAUAAUAUUAUGUUAAGUACUCCUUUAUAUCGAAAUUAGAAUUGAAAAUAGCGAUUUUAUGCGGUCAUUGGUUAGAAUAUCAGACAAUUUGGUCUAGAAAGCGGGCAGUUUUUCAAAUCUUUGUCCCAAACGUCUUUUCCCUACUAUUCGAUUCCUUUGUUGUUGAAAUUGAAGCAGGUGAAUUAUGCCAGCUACUGUUCAUUCAUUAUGCAAAAAUAAUUUUGUGAGUUAUUACUUGUUUGCCGAAACAUGCAUCAAAAUAUGUUCUUCUCUUAAUGAUGUACAAUAAAUUUCUUUAGGGAGUUGUCGGUUCAGAUUUUUCAUACAUAUUUACAAGUGUACUUAAAUUUUUGGUAUCAAUGUUAUUUUAUAUACUUAGGAAAUACAGCCAAAAGAUUUAUUUCCCUUCAAAUUGUUUUGACUGUUGAAAAUUGCUGUGAACAUGAUUUGAUAAUGCUUUCCUUAUUUUUAUCUGCAUGGUUCUGAAAUGCCAUCAUAUAAUUUGCUAAUUUUACUACAAGUUCCUUAGUUUUGAAAAAAGAUAUCUGGCAGCUGCAAAAAAUAAAAUUGAGCUUUUCUCUUUUUUUUUUCCAUUUAAUAUAAACAUUUUAUAUUAUAGUGAGGUCAGCUACAGGUAACAAAUAAUAAAAAUAAACCCCACAAUAUGAGGAAUUAUUUUGUCUUUUCAAAGUACAGUUGUUAUUUGGUUAGAAGGUGCAUUAGGAAACUUUCUCCUCUCUAGGAAAAUUGAUGUCAAACGCAGGGUGUGUCUUAUGAUAUAUGGAAUUCUUUACAAUUUUUUCCUUUCUUUUGUGUUUGAAAAGUGAUAAUGAUAUCAUCUACAAAUACAUUUACUGACAAGGUCAAUAUAUUUUUCCAGACAUGUCAGUAAAUUGAGGAUGCAUGCAUUUUAUCUUUGAGUGAGAAAUAUGAACAAAAGAUUAUUAUUGAGUUAGCCUUUACAUUUAUGGAAUCAGCUUUUUCUUAAUAUUGAACAGUUGCCUUAUUUUAAGCAUUUUCUGCAAUUAAUGUAAUUUGGUCUCUCAAACCUAAAGGCCAGUUCUAAGUAUAAUUGUUGCCUCUCAUACUUAAUAUUAUAACUUUUGUUAACAUUUCUUAAUUUUUUAAACCUGCACAUCUCUUUUGGUACAUUUGUGAGUUCAAAACAAGUGACCUAUCAAAAGUUGACGCAAGCAAAAAUAAAGGGGUUGGAUAUUGGUGUCAAAGUGUGGGGUUGUACUGUUUUAUUUAUGGGAAAAAGCAGACUUUGAGAGAACUUUUUGGCUGUAAUUUCCAAAACUUUUAUGUUGAAAGAAUCCACUGAACAGUUAAUAUCAAAAACUAAUGGCUUCAUUUAUUUUUAGCCAUUGGUAUACUGUGAUAUCUACAAUCUUAUUGUAUUUCAUUCUUUAUUCACUACAGUUUAUUACAGAUGAUUCUCUUACUUCAUUUUUUUAUUACAUUUAUUAUUUUUGUAAUACAUUGGUGAUUGUCAUUUGUUUCAUACAUGAGCCACUGGCUCUAAGUCUUAAAGGCAAUCUUAUCCCAUGUUAUGGCUGUAAUGUAUUGACUGAUUGAUUGGAGCAGACAAAUUCUUAUUAAAUUCUGCAAGUGGUAAGGUAUUGUUCUGUUUAUUGUACAGGCAUUAAUUACAAGUUUAAAUCGAACACAGUUUGAAACAUCUUUUAAAACUACUGAAUACAGAGAUCAUUUGCACAUUAACUUAACUUACAGAAAAAGUGACUUCAACUUCCAUCAUAAUAUAAAACAAGCACUCUUUUACAAAAAAAAAACAUUUUAGUUCAAAGUUAAUUGAAUUCAACCUUGAUGGUGUUUAGUAUAGGUUUUUGUUUACUUCAUGUCAAUUUGCUCUGCAAGGUUUUUUGGAGAAAACUUUUCAGAGCUGUGGUGUAUCUCUUUCUAUAGAUUGUUUUCAUCUUGUUCUGUGUCAUUCGCCGACUUGUGUGGGAUUAUGGAAGACUAGCUCUGAUACAGAAGGAAGACCAAGGGUAUGUAUGGUAUUGUAAAUUUAGUAAAGGACAAUUAUUGCACAUUGAUUUUUCAAAUAACCAUUUUGCGACUGUGACACAGAUUUAGAUAACAGUAACAUAAAUACUGUCAUGUCAUGUCCAGGAACAUUCAGUGAAAGCAAGUCAUGUGAGAUUGUUGUGGUUCUUAUUUUAGAUGGACUGAAAUGUUCUAUGGAUCAAGGCAAACAUCUGAGGAGGGACGUGCAAGUCAGGAAGGUGGUAUGAAUGCUGCAGAAACUGUUGAAUUUCCAGCUGUCAAAAGCAAGGUUAGUAUUUGGUUACAUGCAUUAUGCAUGUAGGAAAUUUAACCAAUUUAACCCUUUAACUCCCAAGAUAUCAUCAGUAAUUCUCCUUUCUGUUCAUGAUAUAGUUCCUGUGAUGUUAGUUUGGAGAAUUUGGUAUUAGAUCAACUAGUAAUCCCCUAAUUGGUAUUUUUCUUUUUUCUCAUCACUUGUCUAUUUGAUAUUGUAAGGAGAAAAUCUAUCUUGGUCACUCAUGAGAGUUAAAGGAUUAAUGGGAUUUGCUAACUGGUAGGGCAAUCCUUUUAACUUUCAAAUUUUGAAGAAUUCCAAACAAUUUUUGGCAGUAAUAGGAGGUGGUGCAGGUGGUAAAUUUUACCAGUGACUGCCUGAAAAUUAGAACACUGGUGUUUGACUUCCUCUAUUUAAUAACUAUCCUUGGUCCCUUGGUUUGACAUUGCCUCUUUAAUUGUAUUGUAUGGGCUGGUCCUAAGAAAAAAAUGCUGCUUUUAAAAGUGAAAAAAAAGUUUGAAAGAGUGCUUUCUUGCAAUUAACAUGCUCAAAAAAACAGCUGUGAAAAGUAGAAUUAUUGCUGGGAGUGAAAUCUUGCAAUUGCUGUAUAGAAUCUCUUUUAUUUCAGGGUCCAUAACUUAAAAUUACUCAUAAAUGGGGGUUCAUUUGCUCAAUAAAUAGCAAGAAGGAACUUAGUUGAUCAUUAAACAAGGGUAUUGUAAUCAGUUUUGUAGAUUUCCAAGCCGUGUAUUUAUAUAAUGUUUGAAAUCCAAGAUGGCAGAUGAUUAAAAUAAUUCUUAGAAAUGAUGUGUUUUCUUGCACAUGCCCAACAGUGAGACUGCCCUUUUUAACCAAUUUUCCUAGUUUGUGCAUUUUGUUUAGUUGAAGCAAAUCAGCUUGUUUCACCAUUUUGACCAGUAGAAGCAAUUCAGCUAGUUUGUAUUAUUUUAGUUAAUUUGACCAUUUUAACCACUGAAAGAAAUUGAGCUAAUAUUGUGUUUAAUUCAUAUUGCAUCAAUAUAUCCUUGUUUUCAGGGUCUUUUCUCAUGGAUACCUGUGUUCAUGAGAGUGACAGACGAGCAUAUCCGUCUGAAGUGUGGCGUAGAUGCAUUUCAGUAUAUAAUAUUCCAGAAGCACCUUAUAGUUUACAGUGUGAUUAUAUUCUGUCUGUCCAUUGGUAUAGUUCUACCAGUCAAUUACACUGGAACCAAUGGUAAGUGGGCCAGGAGUGAAACAUGAAGCUUAGGUACAUGUCUUCUGUUUUAGUAAGGAAUGAAAGGGGUAAGUUUCUAAAGAAACUGUGGUACUGCAUUGGUGGGAGAGUAUAACAGGGUAAUUUAGUAUUAUCAACUGAGGUUAAUAAUACUAAAUACUAAAUACUAAUACUAAACCAUUUGCCCUGAUGUGGGAAAUGUUGACUUUUGAAACGCUUUACAAUGGCCAAUCUACAUUAUCAACUCAGUUGAUAAUAUUAAAUUAUUCUGUUUUAGCAACUUUUUUCAGGGUGGGAGGGGAGGGGGAAGAGGGAGAUAUGGAAUCUGUUCAACUGAUUCUCUUUUAUUCACAUUCACUACAAAGGCCAUUUAUAUCCUGAGAUUAAUUAGUCUCAGUCACAGAAUCUGUACAUUGAUGAUGAGAAGCCACUUAUAUUUAACCCUAAGAACACAUCACCAUAAAACUCUGUUGGCAAGGCAUUGUGUGGAUAACACCAAGGGCCUGGGUUUCAGACCUGGCCUGGUCAUUGUGUUGUGUUCUUGGUCAAGACACUCUCCUAUCACAGUGUCUCUCUCCAUUCAAGAGUAUAAAUGGGUACCGGUGAAUUGUCAGGGAGCCUGAUGAAAUGCUGGGGGUAGCCUUGUGAUGGAUAAGCAUCCCAUCCAGGGGGUUGGGGUAGUGAUACACCUAGUCACUUCUGGAACCUGGGAUCUGCUUGGGCUGGGCAGCUACUUGGCUUGAGUACAGACCAAGCAGUUAGCACAAUACUUUUUGCUUAACAAAUAGAGAAGCCUUGACUGUGGUCUCUUCUGUUGUAAAGCAUGCAGGAACAGUAAAGAGCACAGUCAAGGCUUCUCUAUUUGUUUCAUAAUAAAAAAUCUGUUACAUUUCCCACAUAAUACUUUCAAUUUUCAAAACCAACUCUAUUUACAAAGCAAACAACAGUUUCAUCAGCAUGCUCUUUCAACCAAUGACAGUGUGUGUUAUAUCUGAACUUUAUUAUAAUAUCACUUACCAGUACCUGCUGGAUAGCAUUAUUCACCCAUUGAACAAUUGGGCAUAAGGGUUGAACUUCAUCGCUUGAUGCGGAGUGUGAACAUCCAAAUUGGAUAGAAGAGAAGGAGAAGCAUGCUGAAAUUAUAACUUUAAUAUUUUAUUGGGGUUCCAGAGCCAAACAAGAAUUCUUUUGGUGCCACAACAGUGUCUAACCUGAUGGCUAGCUCCAGUGUCUUCUGGCUUCAUACAGUUUUUGCAAUUAUUUACACUGUGUUAAUGGUGAUUGUGUUGCGGCAUUUUACCAACCUGUUUGUAUUUGAGAGCCACGAUGAUUCCAAGAAGACAAUCAUGAUGACUAAUGUACCUAAAAAUGUGACAGCUGACUUGAUCAUGCAACAUUUUCGGUGAGAAGUGUAAAGAUGUUACGAGUGUUUAACCUUUUAACUCCUAAUAUCUGAUUGUUAAUUUUCCCCUUGAGCUGCUACACGUUUUCUUGUAAAUUAGUUGAGAGAAUUUGGUGUUAGAUCAAGUUAACAACUUCUAUCUGAUGAGAUUGAGUUUUCUUAUCACCUGUUUGCUGGAUAAUGUAUGGAUAUUUUAGGGAGAAGUUACAUGUUAAUCACUUCUGGGAGUUAACAGGUUUACUUGGGAUGUCGCUAAUAACUUUUUUCCUCUAGAAUAUUAUUAUUUCACCUAAAAUUAAAGUAGCUUCUCACAAUUUGCACAGUGACUAGUAAACCCUCUCACUCCUAGCGACCAAUGAAGAAUUUCUCUCAUUAUUUUGAUCACGUUGUAAAGCAAAAGUGAUGAGGAGAAAGAAACGAACAAUUUCAUAAUACAGCUUGAUUGGACACCAAAUUCUCAGAGCUACAAUUAUAUGAAAUAUGCAAAAAACGUUGAGGGGGAACAAUUUUAAGAUCCCAGGAGUGACAGAGUUAAGCUUUGUUUCCUUCGCGUCUGUUGUUUGGCCUUGUUAUGCGUGAAGUUCUGAUAGUGUGUUGCGUGAAAAAUGGAAACAAAGGCCAGUAAGGGGACUGAUUUUAGAGCAAAUUCACUGAUUAAAAGUCUGAUGAAAAGUCUGUUCAUUGGGUUUUUUUCUGAGGUUAAAGGUGUUGUUUCUCCAUUCUUAGCCGUUUGUUUUCCUUCCUAGGUAAUCGUUUUAUUGCCUGUGUUCUAAACUUGUCAAACUAAUAUUUGUUGUCUCUUUCAAGGUAAAAAUACGUCAAAGCGUUUCAUAGCAACUUAGCGUGCUUUCACAGUCAAGCGUUUGACUCAGAAAAAGAAAAUCCAUGUUGAUAUAAAUGUAUCACAAUUUCGACAGAAAAGAAGUUUGUUCUGCCAUUACAAACAGGUUGAAUAAUUUUGGGGGCGAAUUUGCAAUGGGGCGAAACCUCCAGUUAUCUAGAGAGACCGAAAAAUCUGGCUUAUAUAUGCUCUCGCAUUGAGCGUUUGGAUCAUAAACUGUUGGAUCGUAGGUCAUAAUCUCUCUUGCAUUUCUCCAGGGAAAUCUAUGGUGAAUCACAAGUCCUUGAAGUUCAAGUUGCAUUUGACUUUGUAAAACUGAAGCAAGCGCAGAGAAAAGUUCUUGCCGCUCAGAUGGGUAGGGAACACUGCGAAGAACUUCUUCGCAAGACUGGGAAGAGACCGUUAACCACAGUCAGCACCAACAAGCUGUCUCCAUGUUGCCACUGCUGUGGCGCCAGUCACGUGGAUGGGAUUGAGUACUUUACUGAAGAAGAGGAAGAUGGGAAAGUCGAAGCUGAUCAACAGAGGCAAAAGCUGAAGAGUCUGGGAAUAGCUUUUGUGACAUUUGAAAAUGCAAAGAUUGUUCAGAGGUACAACAAUUCUAAAUUAAUGGAAGCUAGUGUGACAGACCUACUUAUUAAGAUGUGCGCGGAUGUUGGUCAUGCUGUUUUUCUGUUAUUGAUCGAGAUGAUAUUAAGAUGCAUUUUUUUAAAGAAAAUUUCUCAGAGUAAUAACAGCAACAUUGCCAACAUUAUAAGUGAUUAUAAGUGUGCAGUACGCGCUUUAUUCCGCCCGCGGGAAGAUUGGAGAUAAGUCGGGGAGAGCCUGGCUGGGAGUCUGGCACUAAUCAGUGCCAGGCCCCUUGUACACCUCUCGCCGGCUCACUCUGCUCCAGGCAUCAUACUUUCCCGCGGGCAGUCGAAGAAACCCUCGGGCCAAACCGCUGAUAAUGACGGCCAGCCUUAUAAUCCUUCAUAUAUUUUUUGCUUGCGUGAUUGGUCGAAGCGCGGUCACAGUCAUAUGACUAUCGCUUACGGUAUUAUCUUACAGUAAAGGGAACAGGGUGGUCCGACUGGCCGAACAGAGAGAAUCUCGUCAGUUCAAAACGUCGAAGGAAAAGUCGCAAAGAAAGUACUUCUGCUUGAAAUCAGAGAGCGAAUUAUCGCUUGAAAUGUAAAUAAACAUUAGCCGAAAUUAACAUAAAAGCCAUAUUCCUUCAAAUUGACGUGAUCAACAAAUUCGUCAUUUUUCAUUGAAUAGGCCAAAAAGUACGCUACCAUCGCCAGAGUUCGUUUUUGCUCGCCCUCGCUCUGACGAAGAACUGACGUCCGAAAAGUUAGCUUUAGAAACUGCUUGCGGUGGCCACGCCGCAGGCGUUAACAUUAUCAACUCAGUUGAUAAACAAAUUUAUCUUUCAAUACAUCCCACAGAAGCAGUACCACAGUUUCUUUGGAAACUCAUCCCCUCUUUUUUUCAUUUUUCUCUGUCUUGCAGAUGUCUGAAAGACUUCAACACAAUCAGACAUGGAAGUCCAGAAUCGUCUGUGUCACGGAGGAUCUUCUCAGACCACUGGAAUGUGUCGCAGGCUCCAUUAGCUGGGGACAUUAUCUGGGAACACCUUUCCGUUGACAAUGAGAGUUGGUGGGUCAGGGCAGUGCUUAUCAAUACAUUGCUGUUUAUCUUUGUCCUAUUUCUCACCACGCCGGCUGUGGUACUGUCUACUCUGCAAGAGUUGGAGGCCAGUGUCGGUGAGCAGUUUAUUUUUCCAAACUGUUUAUUCCUUGAAAAAAUAAAAAGAAGGCUGUCUUGUCUAGGUUUGGGUGACUUUAUUUUCAACAUUAUUUAGCUAAAACACACACGCCUAUUAGCGUGCAAAGCACUAGUCACCUGACUAGUGACAUGACUAAUGAAUAAUAUUACUUGAAAGUGCUGCUCAAUCCUUCAGUAAAAGUUCGAAUUACCUAUCACUUCUUUCAGAGUUCUUAGUCUUCUGACAACAAGCUGAAAUAAGUUACAGAGUUAUCCAGUGAUUGUUUUUUAUCUUUCUUUCCCAAACUUUUCGCAGCGAAAAGCAAUCCAAAGCUCGCUGUCCCUCCAAGUCCAUUUCUCACUCAGUUCUUGCCCACUAUCUUGCUGUGGAGUUUUGCGGCGAUCCUUCCAGCGGCUGUGUCGUGGUCAAGUUAUUUUGAAGCCCAUUGGACAAGGUACGGUACGAUUUGAAGGAAAUACAUGCUAAUGUUUGGGAGUAAGGGGUUAAAAGUGAGUAAUUACGAUGAAUAACAGCGAGUAAUAAUGAGCGUAACGUUUAUUACAGAAGCAAUCGUUAAAGGUGAACUACCAUUUCCCUCAAUCUUGAAGACUUCCUAAGCCUGUGGAAACUCUUGUUCACAUUUCAUCAAAUAUUUAAAGUUGGUCUAAAAACGCCAAAGGGCAAAUUGCCGGAAGGUCAUUUUUUUGCCGUUUGCCAUUUGUCACGGAGAUACAAGACGGAAGCCGGUUACCGGCGGUCUACCGCUGACCAUAAGACCUCUUACCGCCGUCUGUUUAGCCUGCGAGCCGCUUUUCGUGUUUGGAUUUAGCCUUACGGCUCCUUUCAGGGCUGCAGUCGCCGAUAACACCAUCGGCAACCUCUUAUGGAAACCUUUGUUAAAACGGACUGCUUAAAGUCUAGACCCACAUCUGAAGCGACUUUUUCGUGAGACAAACGAUUUUACUUCGCAACCAAUUACUUACUCUAUCUACAACCGAAAACUGCCUUUUUCGGAACUCCCUUCUCUUAAAGCACUGCACUUCGCGAUGAGAAUCCUUUUUGCCCUUAAAAUCGUUUAACGUUUUAAAUUAAAAGUUUCAAUGUGAAUUCCUUGUAUCGAGGAAGAUAUUUGGAGGUUUUGCCCCAUUGCAAGUUCGCCCCUGCCACCUUUCACCAUCUUUCAUGCCGUUUCUGUAGAAAUCAUAUUUUCAUCAACAUGCAUUUUUUUUCUGAGUCAAACGCUCGACCUCGCUAAGUCGCUAUGAAACGCUUGGCUCAAGGACAUGUGGGCAUAAGUAUUUUAAUAAACAUACUCAUAUGUUGCUGGGCUCAGCGUAUUCAAAAGCUGCGAAAUACAUAAGUUGUCCUUUGCUUGAGAAUACUUGCAAAUGAAAAUUUUAUAUUGAUAUUUGCACAAAAGAAAUUUGAUAAAUUUAAUAGUAAUUUAAUAAAUUAUUUGUUGGCAGCCAAAGGGGCCAUUAUUGUUUAGUUUGUAGCUAGAAGUAAGAAAGCCCUUGAUGUUGUCUCUUAUCUUUUUGCAGGUCAAAACUUGAGCAUUCUGUGAUGGUCAAGACUUAUAUCUUCCUAAUGCUGAUGUUAAUUAUUCUUCCGUCUCUGGCUCUCACCAGGUAAACAAUUAAGCUGAGUGAUAUGUUUUUUUUUUAAGACUGUUAAAACCGAGUUCGCCGUUGCUUCUAUUAUGAAGAGUAUUUGUACUUGAGCAGUUUUUAGCUGAACGUCGAAAGUGAAUCAGGAUUGCAUUUUUUGCGGAUAACUACACUUCGGGAUUGGUCGAGAAAAAUCGAGGUAAUUUGGUAUUAUCAAAUGAGUUGAUAAUGUAAAUUGGCCACCGUAAAGAGUUUCAAAGCUGACGUUUCGGGCGUUAGACCUUCCUUAGAGCGAAUGACGAAGGGCUAACGCUCGAAACGUCAGCUUUGAAACUCUUAACGGUGGCCAACUCACGUUAUCAACUCAGUUGAUAGUACCAAAUUACCCUGUUAUACUCUCCCACCGACGCAGCACCACAGUUUAAUUGGAUAAUUAACUGAAAACUGUGCUGUAGUUUGACACAAAAUUAUUGGGUGAUGCGGUGAGCUAAUAUUGAGACGUAUUUUGAACAAUCUUCUUGGCCCAUCUCGACCUUGGUCUUUGUGUUCUUUCCGUUAGCAAGAUACCUCACCCUCGCAAUGACGCUCUCCACUCGGGAAGGUUAGGGUUAUUCCCUAUUAGGGGUAGGGUGGGGGGUCAUUGCUCUCUGGCAAAAGUGAGCAAACAUAAAAUCCAGGUGACGACCGGUGCUACGUUAAGUGUUGGAAGAGAGGCAUGCGCCCUUUCAGGCUCGGGGCUUAAGAUGAAGUGUACCUCGUCUGCCAAAGCUCGGGCCGAGCUAGAAAAUUGUUCUCACCAAUUUUUAUUGCCUCGCUGCUCCAACAGAAAUCAUGAUAAAUUACUGAGGGAACUUGAAACUUGAUCAAGAGAAAUGUUAACUUGGGUUCUUCACUGAAAAAAGCGGACGGUUACUCAAAUGUUUUUGCUGUGUUUUUGCUGCAGCGCGGAUGCUUUGUUUCAUUUGACGCUUGGAGGAAUUUCGUCCGAAUUCCAAAGUAGACUGGCGUGAGUAUAAAAUGCUGAUUAAUUUUUUCUUAGUAGUAUAUUUUAAGAAGAAAUUUUUAAAGGAGCUUCCUGAAAUCAAUUCAUUUUCUCCGUCGAGGCGGAUAAUUUGCAACUUCUCUCCACGUAGACACAUCGUAAAGUACACCGAUAGUUAGAAUUAGGAAGUCAUAAAGUGGAAAAUAUUGACACAAUCUGAUAAUAAAUUCUCUUAACCAACAUUCACCUGAGUAUGUGAUUGUCAUGUCUGCUCAAAUCUCAAGUCUAGCAGGUUUCAUCAAAACAUAUAUUAUAAGUUUUGAUCGUACCUUUAAAAGGAAACCGUUUAAUCAAGUAAUUUGAGCAGCUCAAGGAGUUUCAGUAACACGAGAGCCUACACAGAGGCGAAACAGACGGCGGUAAGAGGUGUUUAGGUCAGCGUUAGACCGCCGGUAAGCGGUGGCUGUUAUGGAAACCCGUGUACUCUUGUAAUAGUUUAAUUGAUUUAGUAAACUUAGCUACAGCAAACGAAAAAUAUUUUCACGACUUGGUCUAGUGUUCUACCUUUAUACCCAACAGUAUUCCCUACGGUCUCGAUACACUAAUUUCCUCUCGUGUUGAACAAUGAAGAACAGAUUAGGAAAGGUGAAUUGUUAGUUGAUAGUAAAAUGAGUUUAACAAUUUCGUGUCUGUUGUGUUCUUACGGGUGAAGGCUGUUCUGAAAAGAACUCACGGUUGUGGGUGACUGCGAUCAGUGAUGAUUUCCGCUCAAGUUGUCGAAACGCUAAUUAUUGUCCUUGAAAAGAGCCCCCUUUCUCCCAGGACUGCCAUCACCCUUGACUUGGACUGAGCUCAUCUCUUAACCACGUCUGUUUGCUCUCUAUUCCAGUUGCGUGUUCCUACCCAACAAUGGCGCGUUCUUCGUCAACUAUCUCGUAACAUCAGCACUGAUUGGAACCGCGCUGGAACUGUGUCGCUUUCCUGAGCUUGUCUCCUAUGCAGGGAGUAUGGCUUGUGCACGAAACGAAGGAGAGAAAAGGCUGGUUCGCAAGGUCAGUGGACUCUUAGGCCUAUGUUACGGUUGUUCUUCUUGAAAAAGUUCCGUUACGUCACGCUUUUUUUUUUUUUUUUUUUUUUUUUUUUUUUUGCCCCGUGCAAGACUUCUGUCAAAUUGGAGGAAAAACAACUUAAGAUCACCGGAAGGUAUAAAAGUAUUAGAUGGGUGUGUUAAACAGAGGAAGAACGGGGUUGUUGAAGUAUGUGGAACGAACUUUACUGUGACUCCUUUGAAGUCAACCAAAUUUCCGUUUUCGGUUGUUUUUUCAGGGAAUGAAUCUCUGAACCUUCUUGUUUUAUCACUCUUCUCAAAAUCGUACUAAAAUAUUUAAAUUUAUUAUAGAAUGCAAGGUAAGCUGAUAAAAAGAGUUUUUGUUCUGACACCAGGGUUGUUUAUUUCACCAGGAAGCCGUGCGUGAGUUUGCUUAUGGACAGCAGUACGCCUGGAUGUUAGUUAUCUUUACUCUGAUGGUUGUUUUCUGCCUCACCUGUCCUCUUGUCACGCCAUUUGGUAAGUCACACAAAAAAUUUUCGUCACGCUUGCAAACGUUGGUAAUGGCUGCAGUACAUUCGGCCUACGAGCACGAACGGCGAAACCCAUGAACGAAGCGAGCGAAUGAGAGCCUCUGUUGAGCCAGACCACUUACAGAGCAUAUAGAAAUAAGAACUAUAGGACUCAAAACUAUAGAUUAGUCAUCCUUCUGAGGAUGCAGUUGAAAAUGUGUUGUCUUGCUCCUUCCAUUUCCAGCGAUUGUGAAACAUCUCGAGGUGUAAUUGUAUCAAUUUCCAGUAAAGCCUCUUUACAGUGUUUUACUCUGAUUUUAGCCAUGAUCUAACUGCUCGCCACAAUAUUAUUUUUUUUAACCUGUGUUUUCAUUAUAUAUUCACAGGUUUACUUUACUUGGCCAUGAAGCAUUUAGUCGAUCGAUACAAUCUUUACUUUAACUAUCGCCCUCCGGCUUAUAACUACGUGGACAGCAAUGUACAUCACACUGCUGUGACGUUCGCCGUCAUUUCAACUUUCUUUCUGUUGCUAUCACUGUUAUUUUACUCCUCUAUUAGACUAGGUAAGUACGACACGUCAGUCUAAUGUGUGCCUUAUCAGAGCAAUUUUCGAAUGAGUGUCGAAAGUGAUCCGGCAUUGCGAAAUUUAUCACUUCACUCUGUGAUUGCGCCAGCCUUUCAACUAAUCAAAUGCAGGAGUAAAACCAACCGCGACUUGUUCACCUUCGCUUUCUCGCGCUUUAGGAAGUUUACUUGUUUUUAUCUUGAAUUCUCGUUGGCUCCUUGUUAUAUUUUCAUUUUGUUGCACUUGACUUUUUUGAUUUCGUUGGUUUUGGUUUUCGACAUUCGAAAAGCGCUCCUCGACCCCGUGAGUUAAGGGUCAACGCGCUGGACUUAAAAUCAAAAGGCCUGAGUUGGAACCUUGGGGGCCGGCUUCCUGGCCUCUGUUUUGCUUGCGUCAUUUACCUCGAAGAUCGAGAUGUUGGUAGUUUUUAAAUUUAAAGAGUUGAAAAUAUCAGGAAAUAAGUAGAAUAGACUGAUGUUUGAGGAACCGUGAUACUAUUCCUUAGAUGUAACUAUUAAAUUAUCAGUGGUGUCAAGUCCACAAGGUAAUCGUGUUUUGGUUUGAGCAAAACAGUGCCUUUCUGAACCCACCAAAGUAACUUUUUUGCGGCGAGUUCGCCGCUAGUUCGCGGCUAGUUCCAUUCAUUAUUACAACUGUUGUGGUAAUUCGCUACUGGCUGACAAAAUUAUUUAAUCAGUUCAAUGUCGACAGACAUCGAAUGAUAUUUAGAAGAAUUUUUCAGAAAAUAGUGUUAUACAAUAUUUUUACCUCUUGUUUUGCCUGUCGAAGACAACUUUGAUUCACGGAAAUCCCUAUUUUGAAAAUAUCUAACUCGAAUCCAUUUGUGGAGGAAACCAAACUACAGUAAUGUGAUCAAGUUUUAAUCAAACAGUUUUGGUGUACAUCAUUCCCUAACCUUUCUAGCGAAAUUCUCAUACCUUCCCAUUGUAUACGGUUUGCAUGGAAACCUAUCAAUGUCUCGCGAAACUGUAUUAAUUCCCUAGUUUCCUUGGUGACACACGCAUCAAAACCUUCGUUAAAAAUUCCCUACACUGCCCCUACCGAAUACGGUUUCCCUAGAAACCCCCACUGCUUCGGAAAACUUCUUCGUCUAACGUGUUUGAUUUUGCAUAAGGCGAUCGCCCGCGAUCAUUUCUCGUUACACGAAGCAAUUGUUUUAAAAAUUGGUGAGUUGGCAGUUUUAUAUGCUACAAACUUGCCAGCCGAGAUAACAUGACUGCGCUGUAUAACUAAGGAGUAGUUUUUCGGUGUGGGUUUCUUGGAUGGAUUGGGAUAUGGGACAAUUUCGUCUGCUUUCGGAAAACUUUGGAAGUAAGUAUCGACGGUAAAAGUUAGGGCAAAGGCUCUAGAAGAUUCGAUUUGGGUCCAUAGCUAUCUGUGGUUUUAAUUUUGCUUUCGAGAUAAAUAUCUUUAUACGUUGCAAGUACGCAUUUGCCUAUGAAAACUUGCGAUCAAACGUCCGCCUUUGGCCGUGAAAGCGGUAUCUUUUCUUUGAAUUUCUGAAGUGUUCCUGUAAUCCUCUGUAUCACUGAUAGGAAAACUUUUAAAAUUAUGUCAAAUAUAAAAUUUACUCGUUUGUCGUAUUUCAAAAACCUUUAUACUGAAAGCUUGUUAAAGAUCGUCGAUGGUUAAAGAUUCUAGCCAUAUUCCAUAAAUUAGCUUGGCGUUUCUUCGGCAGAAAUUCGGGUAAUCAGACCUGGAAAUAUAAUUUUAUUUUUUAAAAUUUCACCCAUAAAGCGCAUAGUUGAGCGAAGUAGUGGUCAUUAAGGUGAAAUAUUUGAUCUAAUUUGCAAGAGAUAUUGCAAAAAGUUAUAUUAAACAAAACUUCUUUGUUUCAAUCGUACCUUUUGUAUUGAGAAACCACUUUAAGCGACUAAACGUCUUUGUGUAUUUGAUUUCGAGCGUAAUGUCGGUAGCAGUCUUUGGGGCAAAAUUGGAAAUGGCAGGUUAAGGUACUGCAGAAGAUAUCUUCAAUAUGACGAAGAUUUAUUUGAAAAUCAUUAAUUGGAGCUAAUACGAUUAAAAGCAAACUGUUAUGGACUGCUUUUUCUCAAAGAAAAUGUGAGUCAUGCGGGCGGAGAGAAGCUAUUUGAGAUUCACAGUAUCUUUCAUAAAAGAACAUUAUCACGAUGCAAGUAGUUUGGCUUUUAACUUUAGAAGUUAACCCUAAGGGUAACUUGUAUCUAAUUACUCCUUACAGUAUUACUUUUGAAUCACACAUCAGGGUUUGGAGAAUAAAACAAAUGAUCACCAACUGAAGAUGCCCUUGAUUGUUAAUCAAAUUCUCCUUGUCAACAUCUUAGUUAAUGUAUAGAGAACAGUAAGGAGAAUAUGCAUACUUAUCUUAGGGCAUUAAGGGUUAGGCAGGUUGUAACUUAGGAUUAUAUAUCUGAGUGUUCUCCCAACAUUCCGCGCGGGUUAUUACGCCGGUAAACCGAGAGCAAGUGCAGUCUCCUGCACAUAAUCUAAAUGUUUCACAUCAAUCUGGAAAAAACAGUUUUCAAAAAAAUCUCUUGUUCAUAGCUGAAGAUCACACACGACUCAAAGCCAGACGGCGAGAAAGUCAAUUUUUUUUACCGUUUCUUCUAGCUUCAUGUUUAACCUCGUUACUGAGCCUGCGUUCAUACGUCCACAAACACAAACCCGAAACAAUUUUUUCAAUACAGUUUUUACCACUUAUUCUCUCUCUCUUCAGGUAUCAAUGAUCCCCAGACCGUUUUCACCUUGGUCGUGGUGUGUAUCACAGUUCUGCUUCUCUUAGCUCGAGUAUGCUUUGGAAUGUUCAAGAAAUUUGGACCUCACAAGGUAGUUGUCAGACCAUAUUUAGUUGAUAGAACGUUGUUGUUGUUGAUAUUUACGUUUUGUUUUUCUUCUUUUUCUCAGGAAUACCUCUCGACAGAUGCGGAACUCAAUGGGGCUGAUGUUUAUAUUCCUGUAAGUUCCGCUGUUUUUGUUUUUUGGUGUGUGUUUGUGUGUGUGAGUGUUUUUUUCUUUUGUUUAAUGAAUGGAAGGCCUCCGUUAAACCGAAAGACUGACGAAGGGCUAACGCCCGAAGCGUCAGCUUUAGAAACUCUCUACGGAGGCCAAUUUACAUCAUCAGCUCAGUUGAUAAAACCGAAUUAUCCAGCAAACAGUUGAUAAGAACGGAGAGACUUAAUAACCUGAUAAAAAACGCCAAGUUCUCCUGACUAAUUUACAAAGAAAUUGAAAUCACUUAGAAGGGAGAUUUUCAAGCCAGAUCGUGGAGGUCUGAAGGCUGCUUCAAAUCAGGGGGGUCCAUGACCGUUGAUGUGUCAUUGCACUAGCUAAGGAAUCAAGUGUUGCGUGACAUCAUAUCAUUCACCAUGUCCAUUGUUGCGUUACAGGAAGCUUAUCUUCCGCCAGUCCUUCAAACAACGCGUGAAAUGAAGGCCACUGGUAGUGGAAGUGACAACGUUUCUCCUACCCAGCUCACCAGGCGGAAGACUUACGGUGCGACUCAGAAUGACCAUGUGAUCGAUACGUCACAACUGACACCCAGUUCGGAAACUGUUGUGACUUUCGAUGACGAGGACCGGCACUAAGUGUAAGGUUCUAACCGUUGGGAAACAUUUAGAUAUUUAUUUUGUUUGCCUAUCUUUCUAUAUAAGGUAGAUCAUUUGUGAAUUUUUCUUUUAAGUAGAAUGGAUUCUUCUCCAGUUUGUUGGCUAAGAAUUACAACCACUGGAUUUUAAAUAUCACUGGAAACUUUCACUGGCGUUGAAAUGAGUACUUUUUUGGUUGUAACCCGGAAAGUUUCAUUUUGCCUGGUGCUUUUGUUAGCCGUGAAAUUGUAAUGAUGAAUUUAAGAAAUUGGCUUGUUUGAAAUGCAUGCCGUGCCUUAAUAAGCGCCUGGAAAUAUUGAUGCUUUCAGUCGUCAAUAAUUUGAGUUGUAUUUUUCUUAAUAUUUUACAAACAAUGUUAACCGUGAUCUUUUUUGUUUCAAUAAUCGUUUUCUUAAGAUCAAGUCUUUUGGUCUCAAUAUUGGAGAAGGUUCUGUGUAAAAGAGGCAUGUUAAUACUUUGUCUCUGAGAAGCAUACUAACAAGAUAUAAAUGAGUAUGAAAAGACUUUGUGGCGGAGAAGAAGUUACUACAGAUAGAGGACUGAGGAGCGAUGCUCGUCUCGGGUUUUAGACGCAUUUUAGUAGUUUCUUGUAAAUUCCUAAAGAACGGUAGCGUUGUUCAAAUGCGCCGCAUAAUUGAACUUUGAGUUAAACUUAUUUAUUUAAAGUAGGUUAGCAGUAUCUACAGAAAUGAUAUUUUUUUAACUUUCUUUAGAGGAAGUUUCAAAUGUGUAACGUAAUGUUCGUUAUUCUCCGUAGAUCUUCGGAACUUCUAGUAUUGUAAACUCGGAAAUUGGGUGUCUAAUUCAAUGGGUUGUUUAAAUUAGUAUUGCUAUUAUACUUAUUGACAUUUUCAUUAGGAAAUCAAUUUUGAAUGAUAUUUUGUGCAAGAAUAAGUCAUGCUUAGGCAUUUUGAUAAACAUCUUACAAGCCCGCUUACUUUGGGUCGCUCCUAGAAUUGUUUCAAAGUACUUAAGAAAAUAUUUGUCAAAGUAAUUUGUUUCGUUAUUUUAGAGACAAUUUACGUUAAUUUUAAUGAAUUUAGUGGGUAUUUGAGGAGCUGGUUUUGGAAUUUAAGUUAUUUACAAUUGCGACCUGCGAAAUCCACUUAAAUACGUAGAGACAGUCAAUUGUAAGAUAGGUUUGUUUCGACUCCCAUGCCCGUCGUCAAUUUUCGUUUGAAAGUGUUUGUAAAAGUUAACUGAUUGUUGAUUGUUUCCCUAUAAUUUAGAGCUCUAUGUUUCCGCAAGAUUUUGAAUUUAAAGGCAUCAUCGAGACAGAUGCAUAAAUUGUUUUCUACUUAUUUUUUACGUUUUCCACCUCUAGAACGGUUAUAUGAAUUAAUGGAUUGACUGUUCUUUUGAAAAUCAGACUAGGAGCAUGAAGGGUACUGAGCCGGGGGGGUCAGCAAUAGACUUCCGUUCUUUAGAUCUCUCGGGCGUUUUUUCGCCCCAGUUCUUCCUACAACCCCAGCUCACAUGCGUGGAUCAUUUUCUGAAAUAACCAUGAGUUACUGUUUUUCCCUUUUGUUAUUUACACACAGACAAGCAGACAUUUAGUGAUUAGGACUUAUUGCCAAGUUGGGCUAUUUAAUUUUUGCAGUAGAAAGACUCAAACCUGGGACUUCAAUUAUUUGAAUAAUUAUUCACUGAUUAGUUUCUGAUUAUUGUGUAACUACUAUACAUGGUGCGCUCAGUGAACUUCAUUGUAGAGUUCUUGAUGAAUUAAUCUUGCCUGGUG